CAUCCGUCCAUCAGUCAAGGCGCAGGUGACAGAAGCAAGGGGCAUCAGCACAGCACGCACCACAGCAACCGCAAUCAAUCAAACGCCCACGCAUGCCCACGCACCGCAACCGUUCCCCCCAAUAACUGUCCAGCUAGCUAGCCAACUGCCUCACACCCAGCAUCUCUGUCCGCACUCUGUGCGUCUGGUAUGAGGCCGCACCAAGUGCUCGUGGUGGUCGUGCUGAUCACCACGUGUGUCCUGAGUGCGACGUUGUGGACGACACUGCACUCGCGGCACCACCACGGAUCUUCAGCUGCCCACGACGACGCCCACGACGCCUUGCGGAGGAGAAGGGACAGCGUCACGCUUGACGUGGGCACCGAGCAACAGCCGCUCGCCGGGUCACCUAAUCAGCACCACCAGCACCACUUCUCAAACUUAACCAACAGCACUGCGGAGAUCCAAAUCCUAAACAAAGUCAACCAGAUGUACGAUGUCUUGCAGCAGCUGCUCACAAACCAGCAGCAGCAGCAGCAGCAGCAACAGCAACAACAGCGACAAGUGCCCAGCGCCGCACGGAACACCAGCAUGCACAGGGAAGCGAUACCGGCAUCACAGGCAAUGACAGCACGGACACAGCCCCGUUCCCGUAUCCUGGGCAGCAAGUUUGCGGCAUCUCUCGGGGAGAAUUUCACGGUGCUCUACAUCAGCCGAGACGUCGACGUUGUCCGACAGGGGCAGAUGGAAGAAGGUGUCGCUGGGCUGUGGGGCGCCAAGCGAAUCCCCGCUAUCGAUGGCACCCACCAGGAAAACGUUCUACAGCGCCUCGCCGGCACGCCACAGCAGGCGCAAGCGACGCUGCAGAACCUCGUGACAGACAAGCGCAAGCCCGCGAAGGUGCACUUGAAGGAGGCGGCCGUCUCCAUCUCACACCUCGACGCCCUGCACCAGAUUGCAGUCUCGGACCGCCCGUACGGCCUUGUCCUUGAAGACGACGUGACCAUCGACCUGCUCCCGUUCUGGACGCAGACGCUGCAGGCCUUUGUGCAGAAGAUGCCUGCCGACUGGAAGCUGGUGCGCCUGGCCAUGUCCGCCAAGGAGAGCGAGUGGAAGAAACUCUUCAAGCAGUGGCGGGGCGAGCUGGCCUUCGCGCCCAACUCAACGACCGUGUACGGCGCCAUCGCCUACCUCGUCCCGCGAACAUUCGCCCGGGACGUGAUGCGUAUGCCGUUUGUGCAGCUCGAUGCAGCCGCCCCGACGCAGCGGCCGCUCAAGGUGUGGCUGCAGAAGCUCCCGCGCUUCCCAUGCAUCGUCGCUGAUGAGUGCCUCCUGGACCGCAUCGCCGCCGGCCACAUGUACACGGCGACGCCGCCGCUGCUCAACAUCCCGGAGGGGCGGCUGGACCAGCCCGACAGCACCGUGCGCGGGCAUGUGAAGGACAUCCACCUCUACUCCCGGCUGCACUCGCUGGAUUGGGCGGCGCACAAGUUCCAGGAAUGCAUGGCUAAGGCACCCCACCAGCGCACCGUGCAGAGCUUGGACUGCGGACAACUUGACACACAUGUCAACAACAAGUGACAAUGCAUACAUGUGUUUAGGUGUUUAUCAUUACAUUUCGACUUUCUCUCUGACUUUACUCUGCUCUCUGCUUGAUUUGACAUGACCACCGUUGUUCUUUUGACGGACAGUGGGUGAUGUGUGUGCGUGUGUGUGUGUGGGGUAAGUAUUGUGCGAGCUCUUUGUGUGUGUGUGUGGUGGGGGGGGGUGUGGGUGUGUGUGUGUGGGUGUGGGUGUGGGUGUGGUGGGUGUGUGUUCUGCUGCUGCUUUCCGCUAAGAGAAUUCGUCAUGACUUGCUACACUUUCCACUGACCGCAACAACAACAACAGAGCCAACUGGCGCUCCCACAUUCACGUCACACCCACAACUCGCACACAGAUCAACAGUCGGGUCACAAGUGGAAGUAGAAGAGUAGAGAAG
This is a messenger RNA of Salpingoeca rosetta, 1960 nucleotides long. RefSeq lists its product as uncharacterized. The coding region runs from base 190 to 1560 and encodes 456 amino acids. The record is from RefSeq and is a predicted model, not a curated record. The transcript has a single exon. Lineage: Eukaryota; Choanoflagellata; Craspedida; Salpingoecidae.